This is a messenger RNA of Etheostoma cragini (Arkansas darter), 1232 nucleotides long. It is a transcript of the gene xaf1, whose product is annotated as XIAP associated factor 1. The transcript has 7 exons. The record is from RefSeq and is a predicted model, not a curated record. Lineage: Eukaryota; Metazoa; Chordata; Actinopteri; Perciformes; Percidae. The coding region runs from base 116 to 919 and encodes 267 amino acids. Gene Ontology annotation, molecular function: zinc ion binding.
CGCAAAUAACAACAAGUGCUGAGACAACAAAUGGUUUCGCUUUCGGUUCUGCUGACAUGAGACCUAUGUGUCAAGUCAUGGAAGUUUAGCUGUCAGUGGACAAGUAUUCAAGUCGAUGGAUAACAAAGAGGAAACACGCACCUGCGGCCAGUGCCACAAGGAGGUUGCAAAGGCCAACUUUGCUCUACAUGAAACACACUGCAGCCGCUUCUUAUGUCUCUGUCCUGACUGUGAUGAACCAGUUCCCAGAGAGCAACUGACCCAACACAGAGAGGAACAGCACAUACAGGUGAGUUGCUCCAAGUGUAACCAGAAGAUGGAACGUUGUCACCUAGCGGACCAUGAGGCUGAUGAGUGUGUGGAGCGUCUGCAGAGCUGUCAGUUCUGCGAGCUGGAGCUGCCGUGGAAGGAGCUGGCUGAACAUUGUCUGGUCUGUGGUAGUCGCACUGAACUCUGCAGGGACUGCGGCCGCUAUGUCACCCUGAGGGACCAGCCCAAGCACGGCUUGACCUGCUCAGUUACUAACAAUGGCACAGAUCCUCCUCAAACUACCAGCAAACCACCACCAAACAAGACUAAUAUAUCAGUGACUUGUAGGAACUGUAUGGCAUCUUUUCCAGCUGAGGAUAUAGAGGAACACAAGCUGGAGUGUCUAGCAACCAGGUUGGAAGAUGAAGAGGCAGGGAGUGAGGAUGAUUUCUUCAGCCAGGGGGCCACUUCUUGGCCAAGACGGACCUAUAAGUCAACCUUUCUGUCAGACCUACCCAGCAAAGGUCCCCAGGGUGAUGGAGGUGACCCAGACCAGAUCAGCACCUGCCCCCACUGUCAUCUGGCCUUGCCCCUCCUCACACUACGUUGGCAUGCGGUGAAGUGCCAAAUCCACAUUCACUUGAAACAAAGAGGGAGCUCCUCGGAAUAGAUGAGCUGCUUCACAGCUUUGAUCAAUGUUUCAUUAAGGAUAAAAGACAAGUACUUGUGCCGUUUACUUUCGGUAGUUUAUAUUAUUUCUUAAUGUUUAAAUUUGGUUUUUAGUCACCUUUACUUUGUUAUUGUGCAUAAAGAGGAAGUGGUUCCGAAUAUAAUACUUUGAUUCUAAGUAAACUUGGCAUGUUGAUAACUUUGUGAUGUUCCUUUUGCCAAAUACAAACUAAACUAAGGCCAGCAGGGUCAACCUGUAUUUUAACCUAAUAGAAAAUAAUAUCACACUAUAGCUAUGACACAAAACUGCUUAU